Molecule: messenger RNA, 1986 nt
Organism: Penaeus vannamei (Pacific white shrimp)
Lineage: Eukaryota; Metazoa; Arthropoda; Malacostraca; Decapoda; Penaeidae
Source: RefSeq, a predicted model, not a curated record
CCCACCAGUGGCAUGGAACAACCGGGCAGGUGGCGGCGGGCGUGGAGCCAGUCAUGGGAACGGACAGAUGCAGGCACUCGGCGGCGGCGGCGGCGGUCACUCGCGCACGGGACAGCGGACAUGGCGCGACUGGCUCUGCUGCUGCUCAGCUGUGCCCUCCUGAUGGGGAGCGGCUCGGCAUCCCGCCUGGCGCCCGCCCUCGAGGAACUCACGACGCAGUACUGGGAAUGGAGGAUCCUUGACGCGCCCGAAUACGCCUCUUUCGUGGGCAUCCACGAGCACGACCACUUCUUGGACGACAUGUCUCUGGAGGCAUAUCAGCGGCGCCUCAACCAAUCACUGGCCUUCUUGGGUCAAGCUGAGGCCCUGGAGGACGAGCUUACGGAGCGAGUGGAUCUGGUCAACCUCAAGAUCCUGAAGAGGGAGCUGGAAACCUACAUCACAGGGUUUCCUUUCAAGGGCUUCGUGUUGCCGCUGUGCUACAUGGAGGGAAUCCACACCGACUUCGAGAGGCUUAUCAGCUGGAUGGUCUUUGAGACGACGGAGGACUUCCAGAAGCUCCUCUCUCGCUUCGAAAAUCUCCCGCGGCAGCUGCAGCAGAUUCAGCAGUUGAUGGAGGAAGGUGUGGCCGCCGGGAUAGUCAACCACGCCAUCUCCAUGAAAGGCGUAGCCGAGAGCCUGGGGAGGUUCGUGGUGUCCCAGGCAGAGGACUCGCCGCUGUGGGAAAGAUUCACGUCCUUCCCCGACUCCUUCACGCAAGAGGAGAUCACGGCUCUGCAGGACCAGGCGAGGCAGCUCAUUCUGAACGAGAUUUCCCCCGCCUUCGAAGUCCUGCAAGAGUACGUGCAGAGCGAGUACACGACCAGACCCGAGAUCGCCGUCACCAGCCUCCCCGACGGCGAGGAACGCUACGCUCAGCUGCUCAGGUUCCACACCUCGACCAGUCUGACAGCGAGCGAAAUUCACCAGUUGGGUCUAGACGAAGUUGCUCGCAUCGAGGGGGAGAUGGCCAAAAUCGUGGAGGAGCUGGGAUACGACAUGACAGUUCCCGAGUUCUCCGCCAUGAUUCGUAAUGACUCCCGCUUUUACUACGACAAUGCAGACGACCUUCUAGCAGGGUUCCAGGACCUUGCAUACAACGUGAUUCCUCCGAAGAUUCCCCUACUCUUCACUAACAUCCCUACCGCCGAGUUACAGGUCGUUGCUGAUCCAUCUCCUGACGGCGUGGGAGCCUACUACUUGGCUGGAGCUUAUGACGGAUCCCGGCCCGGCAUCUUCUACGUCAACACUUACCACUACGAUGCUCAACCCAAGUACGCGAUGAUGACGCUGUCUCUGCACGAGGGCAACCCCGGCCACCACCUGCAGGGCUCGCACAGCAUCGAGUCCACCAACAUGCCCUUCUUCAGGCGAGCCAUGGAGGACCGCAACUACUUUCAGGCGCCGUCGAGGUUCCCCAUGAACACCGCCUACACCGAGGGAUGGGGACUCUACUCCGAGAGCCUUGGCUUUGACCUGGAACUCUUCGGGGACCCCUACGACAGGUACGGCCAUUACUCGGACGAGAUCUUCCGCGCCUGCCGCCUGGUGGUGGACACGGGCAUGCACGACCGCGCCCUGGGCUGGACGCGCCAGGAGGCCAUCGACUUCAUGUUCAGCCACACAGCCAUGUCGCUGGUGGACGUCGAGAACGAGAUCGACCGCUACAUCACGUGGCCGGGCCAGGCCGUGUCCUACAAGGUCGGCCAGCUCAAGAUCUCCGAGCUGAAGGCGAAGGCGUCGAGUGAGCUCGGCGAGGCCUUCGACGUCAAGAAGUUCCACGACAUCGUCCUCGAGUCCGUCGGGCCGCUCGACGUCGUCGAGGAGGAGAUCGACGCCUGGGUCGCGGCCGGCGGGGGGCCGUAGCGACGGAGGCGAAGGAGAAGGCGGAAGGCGAGGCGCGUGAGGCCCCGUGGCCUUUUAUGAAGAGUAAAGACAAAAGCAGGA